Molecule: messenger RNA, 810 nt
Organism: Triticum turgidum subsp. durum (durum wheat)
Lineage: Eukaryota; Viridiplantae; Streptophyta; Magnoliopsida; Poales; Poaceae
Source: the annotation of a GenBank genome assembly
AUGGCGUGCAGGGGCUUCUUCGAGUGCGUCCUCAAGCUGCUCAACCUCGUCCUCAUGGCUGUCGGGCUGGCCAUGGCGGGCUACGGCGCCUACCUGCUCGUGCUCUGGCUCCAGCUGCUGCCUCCGUCGCCGCCGGCGCCGCCUCCAAGCGGCGACCUAGUGCACCUUGGCCGGCCGAUGCUUCUUCUUAUUGACGUGUCUAUCUCAGAUGGGACCUCGGAGAAGCUCAUCAGCGCAUGGUUUAUUUUUGCAUUUAUAGGCGUCGGUGUUAUACUUUUCAUUACCUCCAUCUUCGGUUGUGCUGGAGCGUCAGCUAGGAGUGGAUGCUGCUUAUCCACUUAUUCAUUCCUCAUCAUUUUGUUCAUACUAGUAGAGCUUGCUGCAGGAUGCUUCAUUUUCUUCGACCAUAGCUGGAAAGAUGUAAUUCCAGUUGAUAAAACUGGUAACUUCGACAUGAUCUACAGUUUCCUGAAAGAAAAUUGGAGAACCGCAAAAUGGGUCGCACUUGGAGCUGUUGUGUUUGAGGCACUGUUGUUCACUGUAGCCCUCAUAGUGCAGUCAGGCAAUCAAGAUGAUUAUGACAGUGAUGAUGAGUGCAUUGGCCCGAGGUCCGGAGUCCGUCAGCCAUUGGUGAAUAAGCAAACUGCUACCGAUCCCAGGGUGCCCAAUCUUGACUACCGUCCAAUCAGGAACGAUGCAUGGAGCCAAAGAAUGAGAGACAAGUAUGGGGUGGAUUCCUUUGAUCCAAACAGGUUUCAACAGGCCACGAUAUCUCCCGCAGAACAAAGAAGCAGAUGCACAAUCCUCUGA